Molecule: messenger RNA, 634 nt
Organism: Ipomoea triloba (trilobed morning glory)
Lineage: Eukaryota; Viridiplantae; Streptophyta; Magnoliopsida; Solanales; Convolvulaceae
Product: 60S ribosomal protein L22-3-like
Exons: 2
Coding region: 47-430 (127 amino acids)
Biological process (GO): cytoplasmic translation
Cellular component (GO): ribosome
Molecular function (GO): RNA binding; structural constituent of ribosome
Source: RefSeq, a predicted model, not a curated record
UUCCCCCAGCGAAUUCCAAGCACGGUGAAGGAUUUACAGGGAGAAAAUGAGCAAAGGUAGCAUCGGAGCUGGGGCCACCAAGGGUGGGAAGAAGAAGGGAUCGACGUUCGUGAUUGACUGUUCGAAGCCCGUGGACGAUAAAAUCAUGGAUAUCGCCUCACUGGAGAAGUUUCUCCAGGAGCGCAUCAAGGUCGGCGGAAAGCCUGGAGCGCUCGGAGACUCCGUCACGGUCAGCCGCGACAAGACCAAAAUCACCGUCACGGCAGACUCCAACUUUUCCAAGAGGUAUUUGAAGUACUUGACAAAGAAGUAUCUAAAGAAGAACAAUGUGCGGGAUUGGCUGCGUGUUAUAUCUUCGAACAAGGAUAGAAGUGUGUACGAAUUGAGGUACUUCAACAUUGCUGAGAAUGAUGCAGAGGAUGAAGAGUAAGAGGGUGAAUAACUCUUCAUUUUCUAGAUAGCAUUGAAUUCUUAGUUCAAAGUGCUCAUUUUGUCUUAAUUGAUAUUGAUUGUGUUGAAGAACAUCUUAUACAAUAUGUUUUUGAAGCAGAGAGUAAUUGUAAUAUUUGGCAUAGAACUGGUGAAAUGGGAUUUGAUCAUUUUGAAGUGUCUCUGAUUUCUUUGUGAUGCUUUA